Messenger RNA from Paramecium sonneborni, 393 nucleotides. Lineage: Eukaryota; Ciliophora; Oligohymenophorea; Peniculida; Parameciidae. The record is from the annotation of a GenBank genome assembly.
AUGAAAAGAUUUUACUAUGAAUAUUAUUAGCAAAUAAACAAUAGAAGAAAAAAACUCAAUAAUAAAAGUGAGUUAUUUGUUGGAAGAAGAGAAAAUGAAGGGUCAGCAAUACAUUCAAUUGAAUAAUUAAAAUCUAAAAAUUUUUCUAUUUCUAGGCCAAUAAGUUCCAUUAGUCUUAAAAGAAAUAGCACAUCAUAAAUUGAUAGCAGUUUUAAUUUAAUAAGUUUGAAUGAAUUUGCAUUGAUUUAAUAAUACAAAACAGUGAAUUUGUUAUAAAAUAAGCUAUCAUCAAGUAAAUAAUUUAGAAAAAGGAUAUUGAGUUCAGAUAAAAAUUAAUAGUUCCGUCAUUAUUCAAAUAAAUCAAUGAUUAUAACAAAUUUUACAGUAGAAUGA